Messenger RNA from Macrobrachium nipponense, 2128 nucleotides. RefSeq names its product facilitated trehalose transporter Tret1-like. The transcript has 4 exons. The record is from RefSeq and is a predicted model, not a curated record. Gene Ontology annotation, cellular component: membrane. Gene Ontology annotation, biological process: transmembrane transport. Lineage: Eukaryota; Metazoa; Arthropoda; Malacostraca; Decapoda; Palaemonidae. Gene Ontology annotation, molecular function: transmembrane transporter activity. Bases 128 to 1612 code for a protein of 494 amino acids.
CUGGUUGUUUCCAGUCGCCCGUUGAAGCAAGCAAUGGCAACAGCUCCUACACCCGUCCCACGAUAGGCACAACAUUCCAUUUUCGACACCAUCUGCUGUUUGUCCAUGUCGGACCAAGGAAACAGUCAUGGAAAAAUCUCUCUCUUCCACAGCGCGUCAGAUAAUGACGUCGUCAUCAAUUGGUCUGGUAAUGUCUGGACAGAUGUCUGUUUGGGUGUACGCAGCUGCUGCCCUUCCACAGAUGGAACAUUCGAACUCCACAAUCAACUUUACACCUGAUGAAGCCAGUUGGUUUGCCACCGUACCAUUAAUGAUGACCAUCCCUGGCUCAGCUGUGGGAGCAACUAUUUGCGAAAUGGUUGGCCCCCGGAGGCUGUAUUUGAUCUUGUUGCCAGUGUUUUGGUUUUCCUACACCGUGAUGACCGUAGCCUCUUGGAAAGUCAUCCAGGAUGCUGGAGCUGCUAAAAUGGUUCUCCUAAUGUCAAGGGUAAUUCAGGGUUCUGUUGUAUCACUUCUGUUCCCUGCUACUUCUAUCUAUGUGUAUGAAGUGAAUCGCCAUCGAUGGAGAGGAACAAUGACCAGUAUACUCGAGAUUUGGGGUACAUGGGGAUUUUUGUUAUGUUACAUCACUGGCUGCUUUAUGUCGUGGUCGACGAUAGCAUGGUUUGUGCCACUAAUUACUAUAGUUCCUGGAUCUAUCGGUGUAAUGCUCUCGCCAGAAUCUCCCCUUUGGCUCGCAAGAAAAGGAAAAGAAGAGGAGGCUCGAAAAAUUCUCUACAGAUACAGAUGUAAUCUCCAAGAGGUGGCAGAAGAUCUCAAGGCUACAUGUAAGAAUCAAGGCCAGAAGACCCAGAGUUUAUCAGAGCUUUUGAGAGUGAUGACAAAGAAACCUAAUAUAUUAGCAAUGAUUGCCUCGUCAAUCAACACAAUCAUGAAGGAGUUGGUAGGGUUUGCAGUUAUCAAUAUCUACAUAGUACAUAUUUUCGAUUCUGCAGGAGUUGGUCUUGAUCCUCGCUACAGUUCAGUGAUCGUUGGCGUUGUGCGCCUGGCUGCCAAUACCAUUGCUUCCCUUCUGUUGCACCAUUUCAGAAGGAAAGUUCUUCUCAUCUGCGGAAACACCCUUGCAGGAACUGCUGCCUUCUUCAUUGGCUUAUUCUUUUACUUAAAAAGUUCAAAUUAUGACGUAACAUGGUUAGAAUGGUUACCUGUAACUGGUCUAGCAAUACAUAUGCUAGGUUGUGCAGCUGCCAUAGGACCUACUACAUGGCUGAUGGCUGUUGAAGUUUUGCCAGGCCCUGUACGUUCUGUGGGUUUUGGAAUAGCCACUACAAACUUCGCUAUAGCGGCUUUUGUUAUGUCCAAGACAUUUGUGAGCGUUUUGUCUUACAUAGGCAUGUAUGGGGUUUUCUGGUUCUUCACAGCAGGUGCGAUUGCAUUCAACAUACUCACCAUAAUAUUUCUGCCUGAGACAUUUGGAAAGUCUCUUCAAGACAUUGAGGAUUACUGGAACAAGUCUUCCAAAGUAAUGGAGAAAAUACCAGUUUCAGAUAAUGCAGAUACAGGUGACCUAGACACAGCAUCAUUCUUAUCCCAUUCUAACAAGGUAGUAUAAACUUUCCAAAACAUACCUAUCCAUAUUUUUCUUAUAAAAAUCAUCAAAUUGUUACACAAACAUUUUAAUCAUCCUAUAGACGGCACAAUCUGCAACCUCAAAAUAUUAAUUUCCUAUAGACUUUGGAAAAUAUGCAACGCAAAAAAAAUUAAGAAAUAAAAAAGAAAAAAGAAGGUGAAGUCGGCUAUAUCAGUCAUCCGUUUUAUCCUCAGCUAAUUGGUUCUUUGUAAACUGGAAGUAUUCAAGUAAGAACUGUUGCGUUGCACAAUUCUAAGUCUAUACAGUUCAAGCAAUAGAAGACCAACCCAAGUCAAGUGGACGCAGAUUGUUUCAGUUAUUCAUCGAAAAUCUCACCAAAAGUCUUCAGUGCCAAAAGACAUCUGUAAGUUAUUUUCUAAGGCAUCAUCCCAUCUUUUGUGACCUCAUGGAGAACCUAGCAGUAUGCUGUACAUUUGUCAAACUCUCUGGUUCAUUUAAUUUAUUCUGGGCAUAACAAAUAAACAGAAACCCCUUCAA